Linderina pennispora is the source of this 1870-nucleotide messenger RNA. RefSeq lists its product as uncharacterized. NCBI's taxonomy places the organism in Eukaryota, Fungi, Kickxellomycota, Kickxellomycetes, Kickxellales, Kickxellaceae. The transcript has a single exon. The coding region runs from base 21 to 1820 and encodes 599 amino acids. The record is from RefSeq and is a predicted model, not a curated record.
CCAUUUUAUUAUUCUCUAUAAUGCCAGCACUAGCUCAGAAUCUCCCGUCGCUUGUCCUCAGACAGACCUUUUACCACGCCGUGAAUUUCUCUGAUAAUGACUACGAGUCAGCCUUGGACGUCAGCCGUGCACGCCAAACCAGCCUGCUGGUAUUCAUGGCGGUGUGUCAGCAAUGGAGGUACUCAGCCACGAGUCUGCUCUUCAGCACUGCUUCGCUCUGUGGCUUGGAAUACACUGGUGACUCGGACUCGAUUGCAGACGCAUAUACCCAGUUCAACACGAUGGACCAUGCUUUAAAGGCCGGUGCCAAAAACAGCAUCAAGUCUGUCGAGAUGAUUUGGAGUCUUGACGACAUCGCCAAUGGCCGUGCACUUGACGUGUUCAAAGCUGGAACUCUGGAAAACCAGGUGCUAAACGCAACCAAGGCUGCUUCUUACACCUUCAUCCUCGGCGAGGGGAGUGGUAUACUAGACUCGCCUAGCGCAGCAGCAAAAGCUCGCGAAUUCUGCCAGGCGAUACACUCCACGUUCCCGAACGCGACAACUGUUGAUUUCCAAGGGUUUCUUUCAUGUGGUACCGAUAUGACUUGCCCGUUCAUGUCAACGCUCCUGUCAGGGUUGCUGGAGAAGGCAGAUACUGUUCUCGCACACCUUGAUACGAUGUACGACUUGUCUCUUGAUACCGGUGCCAUUCUAUCUAGCAGCAGCCGCUCACUUCGUAAAAUUGCAUUCAAGGACACUGAGAUUACUGCCUCAGGCAUUGAAGCCAUUCGCUGCCAGUCUGAAACUCUAGAGCACCUGGAGCUCACAGUGGAGUAUCUCUCCAACCUUCAGGAUAUUCUGGUAUCUAGCAACGGGUCGCCUGUUGUUUACAACAAACUCAAAACUCUGAUCCUCGAGGGUGGCCACUCAUACAGUCCACCACUAUCUGACAAGCUGCAGAAUCUAGACAGUGUGCCAUUCCCUGUCCUCGAGAGACUCAAAUACAGCGUGGAGGAGCUGCCUAUGCAGGAAAUCACACUGAGAGGAAACGGUGCAACACUUCGGGAACUGGCGCUUCGUCUGGAUACAGAUGAUAUGAACACACUUUCGGAGCGCGGUAUAUUCGACAUCGAUCGGUUCCCAGCACUGAAACACCUGGACUUAAGUUGCGAGAACCUGUCUGGGGAAUGCAGUGUCCACCCUAUCACUGCUGCUCUGACGAUGGGCCGAAAUGCCACACAUAUUGUCUCUGCCGGUUAUGAGGAUGUCGGCUUUGGUGCGGUUGAGACUGACUUGAACUAUCUCAGCCAGAACAUACAAUCAAUCGAUUGCCGUGACCUGAUUCUGACACUUGAGGAUACUGUCCGUCUUAUCAGAAUGCUGCCUUCCCUUCGCAGGCUUCAAGUCGGCAUGCAGGAGUCUAGAAACCCUGCAGAUUUCAAUGGCCCGCACACCUUUUGCGCUGGCAAGUGCACCGCAGGGACUGGCCUGUAUGACGACAGCAAUUGGUGGUCUGCGCCGAUAUCGAUUUUCGAUUUUGUCGUUCACCACAUCGAUGCCAUUUGUGCGGAUAUUGGCGAUAUAGAACUGAUGUUCAAGAAAGUCUACCCCUUAUCGACCCGCUCAAUAACUGUGGGUGUCUCGCACAUGAUGCUGGGCAGCUGCAUGAUGCAGGCAGCCAGAGCUAUUGUUUCCCUGGCAUUACUCUGCCCCGACAUUCGCUUUACCAACACCCCGCUAAUUCCUACGAUGUAUUCCGGGCCAACAACUAUGAGCCGCUGCGAACUUGAGCAGCUAGAGGCAUUCAAAGCGACCGAGGCAAAACUGAGGUCACAAUAACCUUAUUCAUUUUGCCUUUUGCCGGCAUAGGCCCAAUAUAUAAGGUCCAC